AUGAUCAAAGAGAAACUUAAACAAGCACAGAAUCGACAGAAAAGCUAUUAUGAUAAUAAGCACAGACUGCUUGAAUUCGAAGAAGGUGACCAUGUACUUGUGCGAUUAUCUCCGGUCACGGGUGUUGGCCGUGCAUUGGGUGUGAGGAAGCUGUGUUCUUGGUUUAUUGGGCCAUAUCAGAUUAUGAAAAGAGUGAGAUUGGUGGCCUAUCAGCGUGCCUUGCCCCCUCAGUUGUCAAAUCUACACGAUGUUUUUCAUGUGUCGCAGUUGCGACGUUAUGUUCCGGAUGAAUCACAUGUGUUGAUACCGGAUGACAUUGAAAUUCGGGAGAACUAG
Gastrolobium bilobum is the source of this 336-nucleotide messenger RNA. RefSeq lists its product as uncharacterized. Bases 1 to 336 code for a protein of 111 amino acids. The record is from RefSeq and is a predicted model, not a curated record. NCBI's taxonomy places the organism in Eukaryota, Viridiplantae, Streptophyta, Magnoliopsida, Fabales, Fabaceae. The transcript has a single exon.